AACAUCACCAAUAACAAACAACACGACAAAAUGCUUUGCGCAAUCUCUGGCGAAGCUCCCCGCGAACCCGUUGCCUCGCGCAAGAGCGGCAAUGUCUUUGAAAAGCGUCUCAUCGAAGCACACAUCGCGGAACACCACACCGAUCCCGUUACAGGUGAGGACCUCGCGACUGAGGACCUCAUCGAGCUCAAAUCGCCCAAUGUUGUUACCCCACGCGCGCCAAACUUCACGUCGAUACCUGCCAUGCUCAGCGCCUUCCAGAAUGAAUGGGAUGCCAUUGUAUUGGAGACACACACGCUCAAGCAACACCUUGCGCAAACAAGGCAGGAGCUGAGCACUGCGCUAUACCAAAACGAUGCUGCAACAAGAGUGAUUGCACGGAUUACAAAAGAGCGCGAUGAGGCCCGUGAGGCUCUGUCGAAUGUUACCAUCAGCGGAGGCGGCCAGGGUGAUGCGAUGCAAGUUGAUGGUCAGGGUCUGCCUGAAGAGCUCGUGGCAGUUGUCGAUAACACACAGCAAGAAUUAUUUGCAUCACGUCGAAAGCGAGCUGUACCGGCCGAUUGGACAUCUGCAGAAGAUGUGUCCAGAUUCGACUUGGCCCAGACGACCGAUGCCAUUUACCCUGGCGCCAGCAGUGUCGCUACAAGCGAAUCCAAUAUGGUAUUGUUUGGCGGAUCAGACGGCAAUGCGGGCGUCUAUGACUUGGCAGAACAGAAGGUUGUACAGACAUUCAACGCAGGUAGCGCAGUUACAGCAACAGCUUGGUGCGGAGAUCGUGCAAUUGUUGGAACUUCGGCUGGUACGGUCAAGAUAUUCGAACAAGGCAAGGAGAUUGCACAGGUGGGAUCACAUGCCGGAGCUAUCACAUCCAUGUCCCUGCACCCCAGUGGAAAGAUGCUCGCAACAGCUGGUACCGAUAAGCACUAUGCCGUCCACGAACUUACGACGUUCAAGACUGUCUCGCAAGUCUAUGUCGAGGCGGAAAUCACAUGCAUAUCAUUCCACGUCGACGGCAUGCUCUUUUUCGUCGGCAGCUCAGAUGGCAACGUUCGUGUCUACGACAUCAAGACCGGCACCCAGAUGACAUCUCUCGAGAUUGGCGCUCCUAUCGUGGAUCUCAAGUUCUCUGAGAAUGGAACUUGGUUCGCUCUCGUGCAACAAAACUCUUCCAGUGUUACCAUUUGGGAUAUCCGGAAGCAGUCGGUGGUUCAUACGCUCGAAUCAGGUAGCCCUGCCACUAGCUGCAGGUGGGACCACAGCAGCAUGUACUUGGCCAUCGGCGGGACAGGCAGCGUGUCGGUGCAGCAAUUUACCAAGGCCACGAAGAGCUGGGCCGAGCUCGUUAGGAAGGCAGCGCCAGCGAAGGAUAUUGCCUGGGGUGGCAAAGCUGCAAGCCUAGUAGCUUUGACACCAGAGGGUGGUCUAGCGGUACUCGCAGCGCCCUAAGCAGUGAUAGGCUGCAAUAUGCGAGUCUUAUCAUUCUAUAAGGGCUACCGAAACAAAAAAGGUGAAGUUUGAGCCAUGUCGCACACGACUGGAAUCACGGAGGAGGGGCACAGGACAGUGUGUUGAGAAGGCCUUGGACCAGACUGGCCAGAGCCAAGUCGGUGCAUACGUCAGAAGAUGAAAACAGCCAUGGUAGGCGAUGUUUUCUGUUGCAAAUACACAGGCUCAAAGUUGGAUAUAGCGUUGCUGUAGGUAUAUGAAACGUCCUCAGGACAAUCAAAGAAGAAAUUAUUCAUGUCGC
Messenger RNA from Pyrenophora tritici-repentis Pt-1C-BFP, 1747 nucleotides. Its product is annotated as Prp19 multi-domain protein. Gene Ontology annotation, molecular function: protein binding; ubiquitin protein ligase activity. Gene Ontology annotation, cellular component: cytoplasm; U2-type catalytic step 1 spliceosome; Prp19 complex. Lineage: Eukaryota; Fungi; Ascomycota; Dothideomycetes; Pleosporales; Pleosporaceae. Gene Ontology annotation, biological process: mRNA splicing, via spliceosome; DNA repair; protein ubiquitination. The record is from RefSeq and is a predicted model, not a curated record.